Malus domestica (apple) is the source of this 1374-nucleotide messenger RNA. RefSeq names its product F-box protein CPR1-like. Gene Ontology annotation, molecular function: protein binding. The record is from RefSeq and is a predicted model, not a curated record. Lineage: Eukaryota; Viridiplantae; Streptophyta; Magnoliopsida; Rosales; Rosaceae.
CGAACUUUGAAUAUCCUCUCCAAAACUUUUCUAUCGCGCGGCAGUUGGAACUUGGAACUCGAACUUUGACGCUCCAGAGCCCUCAGGAUGAAUGACGAAGGCUGCACUUUUUCCGAGUACCUUCCUGAAGAGAUCUUGGUCAACAUUCUAGUAAGAUUACCAGUAAAAUCCCUUGUUCGGUUUACGUGUGUAUGCAAGUUCUGGAGUGAUUUGAUUCAAAGUUCGAGGUUUAUUGGAAAACAUCUUCAUAGGAAUGUAACAAACCAUGCGCAUUCUUUUGUAAUUGCUCUCUACGAAAGUACGAGCAAACCCAAGAUAAGCUACACUCUUUUAUCUAAUGAGACGAUGGAGCCGUGCUUGAAGAUUAAGCAUCCCUUGUCUGGGUACAAAAUUGACGUACAUGGUUCAGUUGAUGGCUUAGUUUGCCUGUCAUAUGAACUAGGGGAUUUGGAUACUUCUAUAUACCUAUGCAACCUGUCAAUUCGGAAACAUGUGGUCCUUCCUCCGACCAGUACUCUGAGCAGGCACUCUGAUGUAUGUUUCACUGUUUCAUUUGGGUUCCACCCAGGGCUCAACGACUACAAGGUGGUAAGGAUGGUCUCUUUUAAUGGAGGGAAGCUUUGCAGUGAACUGGAGGUUUAUAGCUUGAGCACAAAAUCUUGGAAGAGGAUUGAUAAUCCAUUGGUAAAGACCAUGGCUUGGCAGUCUGGAAAUGCAGUGUGUAAUGGAGUAGCAUACUGGAUUAUGCAAAAGCAGAAUGGUACCUUUUGUUUUGUGUCUUUUGAUACCGGGAGUGAGGUAUUUGAAGAAUUCUGGCUACCAGAUGUAGUUCUCCGUGGAAUAAAUUCCGGGCUUGAUAAUUACAAGGAAUUAAUUGCAGAGUACAAAGGAUCAGUUUGCUUGUUGCAGUCCAAUAUAACUAGGGGACCGGACCUCAUCGGCAUAUGGGCUCUCAAAGAAAAGGCUUUUAAGGCACUGGAUGUUGUUCUUAUUCCUCAACGGAAGAGUAUUUACCCACUGAGCUUUAGAAUGAAUAACAAACUCCUUGUGGGGUGGCCUUGUGCAGAUGGUAAGAACUAUAUGACUUCAGUUGAUCUUGAAGCCAGGAUGGUUACUGAAACUAGAGUUACGCUGGCAUUAGAUCGCUUAAAUGAGUUUCAUGCUUAUACUUACGUGGAGAGUCUAGUCUUACUCAAGGAUUAGCAAGGAACUUCUUAGAAUAUUAUGUUUAACUGAUUUCCACCCAAUGUUCUGUACUGUAAUGUUGGUUUUCAGUUUUUUAGUUUUUGGUUUUGCUUCUACUUAGAUGUGUUGGAGAAACUUAUGUCCGGGUUGAUCUCGUGACAAACUCAGUACUCUUUAUGAUAUGAUAAA